This is a messenger RNA of Fragaria vesca subsp. vesca, 1065 nucleotides long. RefSeq names its product putative FBD-associated F-box protein At5g56430-like. Bases 1 to 1065 code for a protein of 354 amino acids. The transcript is spliced from 4 exons. NCBI's taxonomy places the organism in Eukaryota, Viridiplantae, Streptophyta, Magnoliopsida, Rosales, Rosaceae. The record is from RefSeq and is a predicted model, not a curated record.
AUGGUGUCACAGGUCGAAGCAAGAAGGCUUAAAAAAGAUAGGAUCAGUGCAUUACUUAAAAAAGAUAGGAUCAGUGCAUUACCAAAUGCAGUUCUUAAUCACAUCCUUUCGUUCCUUAAAACCGAACAUGUUGUGAUGACCAUCUUUUUGUCUAAAAGAUGGAAGAACAUUUGGGCCUCUGUUCCUACUCUAGACUUCUGCGACCAAGAGUACCCUGAAAGUAUUCCUCAUUCGAGUUGGAUUGGCGCUGCCAUUAGGCGCAAUGUUGCUGAACUUUAUCUUUCUGUUAAGUAUGACGGAAGGUGUUUUCCGAAUCUCAAGUCUCUCUAUGUUCAUAUUGAUCAUCCUCUCGAUAACUCAAUGGAGGAGCUUUUCUCUUGCUGCCCUGUGCUGGAAGAUCUGAGCAUAAAUGGAACUCCUGGCCAGUAUGGAGAUGAGGGCGUUUUGAACUUCACUGUAUCUGCACCUGAACUGAAGACACUGAAAGUACAUUGGUAUAGGCAUGGUGUUGUUGAGAAGUGCAACUUUCAUGUUGUUGCCCCAAAGCUUGAAAAUUUUCAUAUCUUGCAGUAUCCUUCAACUGAAUGUUAUUUGGAAAAUGCAAAAUCUCUAGUCAGAGUUACAAUUGCUCUACAAUACCAUUUUGCAGAUGAAGAUCGUCUCUUUGCUCUCCGUGGAACUACGCUGUUUGCAGGAAUUUCCAAUGACUUCAAGUGCCCUGGAGCAUCUUCGAAUCAUGAAUGGAGUCCACCAGAUUCGGUACCUAUUUGUUUAUUGACGCACCUCAAAACCAUCUCUAUAAGGGGAUUCAGAGGAAAACAGGAUGAGAUGGAUGCAGCUAAGUAUUUGUUAAUGAAUGGCGAAGUUUUGAAGAACAUGACUUUUUAUAGUGAGGAUCUUUCUUUUUUUGGUCUGCAUAAUGAGGAUGCUUCACUUACAAAGGAGGAGGAGAUAUACCAGGAAUUGUCACUUUGCAAAUGGGGUUCAAAGACUUGUCAAGUUGAGUUUUACGGAGACCAAAAAGAUGACGUCUGGUCGUUGUUAGGUUUGCGUUCUUGGUUUUAG